AUGGCCGCAACACAUGCUCACGAACUUGGAAAAGUUCUCAUUGUCGGUGCUGGGCCCUCGGGUUUAGUCCUGGCCCUCUUGCUCGGUAAGGCCGGCGUCAACGUGGAGAUCGUGGAUGCCGCAGAGAAACUGGACGAGCAGCCACGAGCCACGCAUUACAACUCUCCAGCUACACAUGUGCUCAAGCGUGCGGGCGUCUUGGAUGAAAUUCGGGCAGCCGCGGUGAUAUGUAAACGAGUGGUUUGGCGCAAACCAGAUGGAACGCUUCUCGGCGCGUUGGAUUAUGCUGCGGUCCCGGAGGAGAGCUCUGAGAGAAUGGUAGCUCUACCUCUCAAUGAGGUCAGCAAGAUCGUGCUUCGUCAGCUUCAAAGCAUUCCUGCUGUCGAGAUCAAAUGGUCGCACAACGUGGUCGAUGUGGGCCAGAACGAUGGUGAGGCUUGGGUUGACGUUGAGACAGCCACUGGGAAACAACGACUGGAGGCCGACUAUGUCAUUGGUUGUGAUGGUGCAAACAGCAAAGUUCGCAGAGCUCUUCAAGGCGACUGGCAUUUCCCAGGCAAGACUUGGGCCGAACAAAUUGUGGCUACAAAUGUGUAUUACGACUUCGACAAGUUUGGAUGGGAUGAUGCCAACUUUAUCAUUGAACCAGAGAACUGGUUUAUGGCCUCGAGGAUCAGUAAAGAUGGAUUGUGGCGCGUGUCCUAUGGUGAAACUUCUGGACUCACCCGAGAGCAAUACCUUGAACGCCAGCCGAUGAAGUUUGAACGAAUGCUCCCUGGAAAUCCAAAGCCCGAUGCCUAUAAAAUCAUGAACAUCAGCCCCUAUAAGAUUCACCAAAGAUGUGCGGAGAAGUUACGGGUUGGACGUUUCAUUAUUGCGGCCGAUGCUGCUCAUUUGUGCAACCCAUUUGGAGGACUUGGCCUGACAGGUGGUCUGGCAGACAUCGAAAGUCUGUACGACUGCUUGAUAGGCAUCCAUGAAGGCAAAGCACAAGAUUCAAUACUGGAUAAGUACGACGAAGUCAGACGUGAGAUGUGGCACAAAUUUAUCGACCCAAUCUCGAGCGAGAACCUUCGCCGCCUGAAUGGUCAGGAUCCCGAAAAGGCUCGAGAAAACGACAGUCUCCUUCAAAUGCUCGAACGUGCUUCUAGAGACCCAAACCUUGCCCGAACGAUGCAACUGGUGAGCUACACGAUCUGA
This is a messenger RNA of Exophiala aquamarina CBS 119918, 1200 nucleotides long. RefSeq lists its product as uncharacterized. Gene Ontology annotation, biological process: 3-(3-hydroxy)phenylpropionate catabolic process. Gene Ontology annotation, molecular function: FAD binding; 3-(3-hydroxyphenyl)propionate hydroxylase activity. Lineage: Eukaryota; Fungi; Ascomycota; Eurotiomycetes; Chaetothyriales; Herpotrichiellaceae. Bases 1 to 1200 code for a protein of 399 amino acids. The record is from RefSeq and is a predicted model, not a curated record. The transcript is spliced from 3 exons.